CUUUUUCAUCUUCGAAUCUGCGGUUGCUUUGGUCUCUGGUUUUGCAUGCAGUCCACCGCCUGUCCUCUGCCUUCCCCUUUCGCUUUCUAACGCGGCGCAUACGCCCACGCACGCCCGCACUUUCUCCCCUUCUUUUUAUCACCAACUUUCACGCACCCGCGAUCAUCAAUCUCUCCUCCAAAAGACGGUAGAACGAGAAGAAGAAGAAGAAGAAGAAGAAGAAACAGAGAAGAAGAGGGUUGCUUCCAUGGGGAUCAAGGGCAUGAUCGAUCUCGAGAAGCACUACUCGUUCUACGGGGCGUACCACCGCCACCGGGUGAACGUCCUGAUGCACACCCUCUUCGUGUGGCCGCUCUUCUUCUCCUUCCUCGUCCUCUUUUACUUCACCCCUCCCAUCUUCAGCCUCUUCCUCAGCCUCCUCCCCGAGAACUUGUUGACCAGCCACGGCCUGGUCCUCAACUUCGGCUUCCUCCUCGCCCUCAUCUACGCCGUCACCUACGUGUGCCUGGACUGGAAAGCCGGGUCUCUGGCCGCUCUGCUCUGCUUCGCCUUUUGGGUCGGAGCCAGCCUGCUCGCGCAGCAGCUCGGCUUCUCUCUGGCAUGGAAGUUCUUUCUGGCAUCCCAAGUGAUAUGCUGGGCCGGUCAGUCCAUAGGCCACGGAGUGUUUGAGAAACGGGCCCCCUCGAGCAACAUGGCGCAAGCAUUCGUGAUGGCUCCUUACUUCGUCCUGCUCGAGGUUCUGCAGACGAUCUGUGGGUACGAGCCGUAUCCGGGGUUCAACCGAAGCGUGGAGCUGAAGAUAGAGGCCGAGAUGAAGCAGUGGCAGAGCAAGGCACCAAGCAAGAAGGACGCUUAGCCGACAAGGAUCAGAUCGGCUCCUCCGUCGGAGCUCGAGUCAACGCUAGUCCUUUAAAGAUCGUGUUUUUAAUAAGGUUUGGUUUGUAUUGAGCAGAGGUUGACUGAGAGUCUUUUUGUCUUUUGAUUAAAGAUGAGAUGGAGUAGUUGAAUCGGCACGUCAAGCCUCAUUUCUGGAAUUACGCCAUCCCAUGACUUUUCUAUCGUUUCAUCGUUAGGUUGUGACGCAGCAAACAGAGUAAAUGCUAUAAAUAUAUCGACUGUUGUGUAUGGUCUUUGCUUUCCGACA
This is a messenger RNA of Eucalyptus grandis, 1144 nucleotides long. RefSeq names its product 2-hydroxy-palmitic acid dioxygenase mpo1. Gene Ontology annotation, cellular component: endoplasmic reticulum. The transcript has 4 exons. Bases 248 to 856 code for a protein of 202 amino acids. The record is from RefSeq and is a predicted model, not a curated record. Lineage: Eukaryota; Viridiplantae; Streptophyta; Magnoliopsida; Myrtales; Myrtaceae. Gene Ontology annotation, biological process: sphingoid catabolic process.